This is a messenger RNA of Orycteropus afer afer, 587 nucleotides long. RefSeq names its product KDEL endoplasmic reticulum protein retention receptor 3 (gene KDELR3). The record is from RefSeq and is a predicted model, not a curated record. Gene Ontology annotation, molecular function: ER lumen protein retrieval receptor activity. Gene Ontology annotation, cellular component: cis-Golgi network; endoplasmic reticulum; membrane. Lineage: Eukaryota; Metazoa; Chordata; Mammalia; Tubulidentata; Orycteropodidae. Gene Ontology annotation, biological process: endoplasmic reticulum to Golgi vesicle-mediated transport; protein retention in ER lumen.
CAUCUCCGGGAAGAGCCAGAUCCUUUUCGCUCUUGUCUUCACCACCAGGUACCUGGACCUCUUCACCAACUUCAUCUCCAUCUACAACACAGUUAUGAAGGUGGUUUUUCUCCUCUGUGCCUAUGUCACCGUGUACAUGAUCUAUGGGAAGUUUCGGAAGACGUUUGACAUUGAGAAUGACACGUUCCGCCUGGAAUUUCUCCUGGUCCCAGUCAUUGGCCUCUCCUUCCUUGAGAACUACAGUUUCACUCCCCUGGAGAUCCUCUGGACGUUCUCCAUCUACCUGGAAUCGGUGGCCAUCCUGCCCCAGCUCUUCAUGAUCAGCAAGACUGGAGAGGCCGAGACCAUCACGGCACACUACCUGCUCUUCCUGGGUCUGUACCGGGCACUCUACCUGGCCAAUUGGGUCAGGCGGUACCAGACAGAGAAUUUCUACGACCAGAUUGCAGUGGUAUCUGGAGUAGUACAAACCAUCUUCUACUGUGACUUUUUCUACUUGUAUGUGACCAAAGUCCUGAAAGGAAAGAAGUUAAGUCUUCCAAUGCCAAUCUGAAGGUUGAGAUGUUCUACACCUUAACAAGGGCAUG